UUCAUCCCUACAAUUCCCAGCCUGCACCACAGUGGUUGGAGUUUGCGCAGUGUGUUCCUGUGUGAGCGAGCGGCGUGGAGUGAACGGUCUGGUCGUCACCAUGGAUCCGGCCUGGCGUCAGCAGGGUCGGGGUCGUGGCCGGGGUCAGCCACAGGGUCAAGGGUCGCGACCUCAGAGAGAGAGGGCAGCAGAAUCCCCUAACACUCCUAGUGGGAGGGGGAGAGGAGGAGAUGGGAAGGACCCACAUCUACAGCCUGUUAACAGAGGGAAGAACAUGGCAGCCCCUCCACAAAACACUGCGUCGAGCCAAUCCAAGUUUGAGGAGAUCAGGAAGUCCAACCAGGCUGCUGCUCAGCGAUUGGCUCAGAGCCAGUACAGCUCCUCCUCAGACGACGACGAUGAUGAUGAUGAUGGUGGGAAGGUCCAGGGGAAGGACGGUAAACGAGGGAAGAUUCUGGCCUCGGCGCUCACCACCUACACUGACCAGACUGGUAGUGAUGUAACAGACCUAGAGAGAACUCGUCAGUAUCUGAGUGAUGCGUUCCAGUCUGGUGCCAUCACCUGCCUCAUCUGUAUCGCCUCGGUCAAGAGAAACCAGGCUGUGUGGAGUUGUGCUGGUUGUUUCUGUCUGUUCCAUAUCCCCUGUAUUCAGAAGUGGGCGAAGGACUCCGUCUUUCUCCUCUCCUCUGCCACUGAUGAAGACUUUGGGAAGAAAGAACACCCCUGGCCUUGUCCUAAAUGUCGUUAUGAGUACCGCCCCUCCCAGACCCCCAGUAGGUAUGUCUGUUACUGUGGCAAGGUUCAGGACCCUCCUCUGGAUCCGUGGCUGUUACCGCACUCCUGUGGGCUGGUCUGUGAUAGGACCCUGAACCCGGCCUGUGGACACCACUGUCUGCUGCUCUGCCAUCCAGGUCCCUGCCCACCCUGUCCUAAGAUGGUAUCAGUCAGCUGCAUGUGUGCUAAGGCCCUUGCGCUGUCUGUUCAGCAACAGCCCUGGAGCUGUCAGAAGAGAUGCGGCUGGACUCUGCCGUGUAGACAGCACACCUGUAACAGCCGCUGUCACUCAGGUGUGUGUGAGCCGUGUCCGAGGGUCAGUGUCCAGAAGUGUGUGUGUGGACGGGAGGAGGCAGAGAGACAGUGUGCCAGCCCUGUGUGGCACUGCCAACAGCUCUGUGGUCUUCCUCUCUCCUGUGGUAAUCAUACAUGUGAGAGAACGUGUCAUUCAGGUCUGUGUGGGGCCUGUCCUCGAUCUGGCAACAGAGCCUGUCCCUGCGGCAAGUCAAAGUGUUCUCUCCCCUGUACUGAGGAUGUCCCUACCUGUGGUGACACCUGUGACAAGGUGAUGGAAUGUGGCUUACACACCUGUUCCAUGAGGUGCCAUAGAGGGGCCUGUGAAACCUGCAGACAGGAGGUAGAGAAACAGUGUCGUUGUGGGAAGUACACGCGUGUCAUGCCGUGUCACAAGGAGUACCUGUGUGAGUCUAAAUGUCCCAAAACCAGAGGCUGUUCACGGCAUCAGUGCAGGAGGAAGUGCUGCUCUGGUAACUGCCCACCAUGUGACCAGAGCUGUGGACGAUCGCUGGGCUGCCGAAACCACAAAUGUCCCUCCGUCUGCCACCAAGGUAGCUGCUACCCCUGUCCAGAGACUGUGGAGGUAAAGUGUGUGUGUGGCUCCACCUCUCUGACGGUUCCCUGUGGGAGGGAGAGGAGUACCAAGCCGCCACGCUGUAGAGAACUGUGCAGGUCUCCCCCAUCCUGCCACCACCCCAGCAGAGAGACCCAUCGCUGCCAUCCUGGUCCCUGCCCUCCCUGUCACCAGGCCUGUCUGCUGACUCUGCCACGAUGCCAACACCUCUGUCCCCAACCCUGCCAUGACCAAGUUAUGGUGAAGACCAGCGACAGGGUCCUAGCAGGUCCAUGGGAGCAGUCGUCAGAACCAGCGUUUGUCCGUAAAGCUCUCCCCUGCCCACCCUGUGUGGUCCCUAUACCCACGGCCUGUCUUGGAGAGCAUGAGGUAAUGAAACUUACUUUCCACAUCUCUCACUGUCUCUCUCCCUCUCCCCUCACUGUCUCUCUCCCUCUCCCCUCACGCAGUCCCAGACCCAGGCAGCCCCAGACCCAGGCAGCCCCAGACCCAGGCAGUCCCAGACGCAGGCAGUCCCAGACGCAGGCAGUCCCAGACGCAGGCAGUCCCAGACGCAGGCAGUCCCAGACGCAGGCAGUCCCAGACGCAGGCAGUCCCAGACGCAGGCAGUCCCAG
Messenger RNA from Coregonus clupeaformis (lake whitefish), 2260 nucleotides. RefSeq names its product NF-X1-type zinc finger protein NFXL1-like. Lineage: Eukaryota; Metazoa; Chordata; Actinopteri; Salmoniformes; Salmonidae. The transcript is spliced from 17 exons. Gene Ontology annotation, biological process: regulation of DNA-templated transcription. Gene Ontology annotation, molecular function: DNA-binding transcription factor activity, RNA polymerase II-specific; zinc ion binding; RNA polymerase II transcription regulatory region sequence-specific DNA binding. The record is from RefSeq and is a predicted model, not a curated record. Gene Ontology annotation, cellular component: nucleus. The annotation marks the transcript as partial.